Molecule: messenger RNA, 692 nt
Organism: Durio zibethinus
Lineage: Eukaryota; Viridiplantae; Streptophyta; Magnoliopsida; Malvales; Malvaceae
Source: RefSeq, a predicted model, not a curated record
CUAGUCUGACACGCUUUGAACAACAAGUAUACCUCUGACAUUUCUUCCGUUCCAGACUAACCGAUACUUCUCUCGAUCCUUUUAUACCUAUAAAUAAAUAUCAUAAUAAACGCUCGAGCAACAAUCGAUUUGCCUGGAUUUCCUUCCAAGUUUCAAACAAGAAAUUCCAAAAAGCAAUCAGAGCCCACCCCAACCGCAAGGUAAUCAAAUCAAUCAAGAAAAGAAAGACAAAGAUGUGUCUGGUGUUUGUGUGUGAUGAGGAUGAGAGGGUGAUAUCGAGACAGCCGGCACCAGGGGCUUGUCCCUACUGUGGAGGGAUGGUGCAGGCCAUGGAUGUAGAGAGCCAGUGGAGGUUCUGCUUUUUGCCUCUCUAUUUCAGGACCAAGAGGAGGUACUACUGCAGUUUAUGUACUAGGCGCUUGGUCGUCCAAUGAUUCAAGUUUUCUUGGAUUUGGGAUCGAUAGCUUGUUUAAUCCUUUUCAUGUUUUGCCGUGCGGAUCAUCCCUAAUCUUCCUUUUCCCUCUUUCUUUGUCCUUGUCAUUCCAUCUAUGUAUACAUAAAGUUUGACUUUUCAUAAGCGAAAGAGUUUAUUUAUUUAUUUAUUUCCAAUUUGCUAUUUGAUUGCAUGAGAAGUUUUGUUUCAAAGCAUACAUAAUAUGAUCAAUACUGAAAUCGGGCUCUUUUUUUAUGGA